UAAAUAAUCAAAUUACAUACGUCAUUAUGACAUUUUAUCCUUCUAAAAAACUACACGAUGUGUUUUUCCUUAUUACGAUUAUUUUUUGUUUGGAUGGAAUACCAAAAUGCCAAACGGUUUAUCCAGAAAACCCUGAAAUGUACAAUCGUUUAGAACAAGAACUGAGGAACCGAGAAUGUUGUAUGAAACGUAUGAGAUGUUGUAGGGCAACUCAAACGUCUCCCACAGUAGAAAUGAGAGCUGUAAUGACCCGUUGUCCCAAUAUUCCUUCCGACAACAGUAUCCUUACAAGGAACAUGAAGGAACCCGUAUCAGGACGAAAUGAACAUAUCAAAUACUUCCAAGGAUUUGAAACGGAUGAACUUUUACUUUCCAGUCAGAUACUUAAAUGCAACAGAAAAGUAAUAAUUACAAUGCGAUUAAAAAACGAAGGAAUAUUAACCAACAAAAGUCAAUAUAUUGUCGUGGAUCAUGUGUACGAUCCUAAAAGUAAGAGUAAAACGCGUCUUCUGAAUCCAUAUGUGAUCAAAUUGAACCAAGAACGAAUGAGACAGAUAUAUCCAAUGUCUUCUUCACAUGUAGUUAAUGCGGAAGCGACUGAGCAGGUAAUAAAUAAACGGAAACAUGGAUAUAAGGGUUGCGAUGUUACUUCCAAACAUCCCACGUGUGGAGUGAUCACGUACAGAGGCAGAAUUGUGCCCUACAGCAAAGGAUUUUGCUGCUCUUGCGAUCGCCAAAAGAACGAGAUGUGGCAAAAGGGAACGGGAGGCAAAACAGCAACUCCACUGAUUGUGUAUAGUGAUCCUGCUUACCUUUUGGACGGAGUAGAGUGCCCCAGACAUAUGAAAGGGUGGGAGACGUCCUCAUCAUUUACAAAACAUCCCUUUAAAAUCCACAAAAAUCGCCAGAACUGUACCAAAGCACAGCACAACGUCCAGAAACAAUCCCCCCAAGGAAGUGUUAUUUCUGAAAGGUUUGCGCCAAUAAAAAUGAAUAGAAAAUACGACAGAUCAGUUUGGAACAAUAAUAAAGAAAUAUUUUCCACCACCGACAGAGACGAACUAUCAACUUUUCUACCAGAUCAAGAAAUAGAGGAUGUCGUCAUGAACGCUUUGCGACCUGAUGGUGGGAUGAGCGAUGACGAAGAUUUGGAUGACAAAAUAAAAAAUUUAGAAGCCUUUCUUGAAAAUUAUCGCAAACGGGAGAAUCGGGAAAAAAGGCAAACCGCAGGCGGGAUACAAGUAAGAGGCGGACAAGACUGUGGUGACCGGUUCGUGCCUCCUUUUGCAAAUCCCGAAUCUUACCACGACAGCACUCAUUGCCUGAAGUUUUCAGAUUUGUGGUAUACAGUGUAUGAGCUCGGCGAGCCGGGGGUCGAGCACAAAAUUCGGAUUCAAGUACGCUAUGAACAUUUAAAAGUGAAAUUUAACCCUUUUGAAUACCCACUACAGGUCUUUGAAAAAGAAGAAGACGUCGAAGGAAAAACGGAGUGGCAUGACUUGACACAAGGAAUACCAAUAUACCUCGGAAGUCACAAACUAAACAAUAUACAAAAUUUUCAUAAUGUAGUGGCUGCCGACUACAACGUGAUGGACAACUUUGAACCAAAUCCGAAGUACUUUUCUUUAAAUUAUAAAAUGGUACGGCUGUUGGUUCCAGAAGGUGUUAGAAAGAAGGACGCGAAGAAACAUCCGGAAGUUGCUAAUGGUCCUGGGGAGUACUUAAUUGUUCAUCCCAGUCAGAUAUCAAUUAGCGGCGAUCGGUGUAACGUAGCUGGCGUCGGAUUCGAAGCUUUUUUUAAGCAGCCGAACAGAUGUUCGGUUCCAAAAGGUUCGUGCCUUGCAAACCAACCAAGACACCUCUGGUUGCAUGACCACGAAGCAGAGAAGAGAGGGAAGAAAGGCUGCUUCUUCCUGAAACAUUACGCUGAUAUUUACAAAGAUACAAUAAGAAACCAAAGUGGUGAAUUGUCUUUAUCUCUGGGAUACAUGGGAAACCAUUACAGUUCCGUAGAAUUAGAAGUGAGAGCUGAUUUUAAUACUGUCAUUAAUCGACGCACUUCUGCUGUUAUCACUGAGGUCUACGUUGAGUGUACUAAUCCCAAGAAAACGAUCAUUACCAUUAAAGUAACUAACACUGGCCUUACAUCGAACAAUUUCCAAGUAAAAUUAGGAGACUGUCCUCUAAAUUUGCCCUCGGAAUUGAAUAAAAUACAGUCAAAACUUGUCCUGAUACCACCUCAAAAGCAGCACAUAUUCUACUUGAAUGUUCAUUACAAUAUUCCAACAGAACGAUUCCAUUGCUCGGUGGAGGUGCUGAAUUCCAGGAAAGAGCUUUUGGCUUUGAGAAGAAUUCGCAUCCAAAAGAAUGACAGAUGUCUUUGUACGUGGCAUUGUUUGUGCGCAUGUAUGGGAUCUCCUGAAGGAUUGGCAUGCAUUCCAAUGUCGGUGUCCCACUAUCAUGCGGCGGGUUUUCUGGGAUCCCUACCCAUAGACAGCUACGUUGUUGAAUAUACAGUUUUGGACGAUGUUUUAUCGAUGAUAUUUUACUUAUCGGCAUUUCUGAUGUUGACCAUGUUGAUCCUGGGGAUAUCGAAAGCCCUGAUUGGUUCUUUUUGCUCUACGGAAAUAGGAAUUUGGGGUUUCGACGCUUUAAUGGAGCCUAAACAAAUUUGUUGCUACUAUGAAAGGACAUUGAAAGGAAGAACUGUUGUAUACGACGAAGACGGGUGGCCUGUUCAUCCUGAGACAGGGAGAAAAGUGAGGAACGUGCCAGCUCCCAGUGAAUUUUGCAUUAACGUUUUAUUUUUCUUCCUGUACCCCUCCGCGAUCAUAUUCCUUUUGCUGAAGAGGUUGUGCUGGCCUUAUUAUACUUUCGAUAAUUCGAUGCGCAGUUCGAGAAGGAGUUUUGAUAUUGGGAGAUCGAAAUCUGGAACUGCGGAAUGCGGUGGUUUGCGAAAUACGUGCCAGAACCAAAACAAUGUUCCAAGAACGAAUACUGAUACUGAAGUUUGUCUGGCAAUGAUAAGCGAAUUUAACAAAAUCAAUGUCAAGAAAAGGAAUCUACCGAACAAGACGUCUUUAUCAUCAAGUAGUUAAAACACUGACUGUAUUAAUACAUUUUUAUUUGAGGUUUGUCUGACAAUGAUAAGCGAAUUUAACGAAAUCAAUGUCAAAAAAAGGAAUCUACAGAACAAGAUGUCUUUAUCAACAUCAAGUAGUGAAAACACUAAGAUUGUAUUGAUACAUUUUUAUUUAUUUUUACGUUUUCCAAUUUUUUACUAUAACUAUUAUGUGUAUAUUUGAAGGUCCG
This is a messenger RNA of Agrilus planipennis (emerald ash borer), 3312 nucleotides long. Its product is annotated as hapless 2. NCBI's taxonomy places the organism in Eukaryota, Metazoa, Arthropoda, Insecta, Coleoptera, Buprestidae. Bases 27 to 3098 code for a protein of 1023 amino acids. The record is from RefSeq and is a predicted model, not a curated record. The transcript has 2 exons.